GACGUGUCUCUACAGUGUCUCCUCCUGCUCGACGCCUGCCGGUGGCUCAGUCAGUGGAGAGGUACAGUCAGAUUUCUCCCUGUGAAGCAGCUCGUAAGAGAACAGUCGGGACAUCAUGGGCAUCAAAUUCUUGGAAGUGAUAAAGCCAUUCUGUGCAGUGCUGCCAGAGAUUCAAAAACCUGAAAGAAAGAUCCAGUUCAGGGAGAAGGUGCUAUGGACAGCCAUCACUCUUUUCAUCUUCCUGGUGUGUUGCCAGAUCCCACUGUUUGGCAUCAUGUCCUCAGACUCUGCAGAUCCAUUCUACUGGAUGAGAGUGAUCCUGGCCUCCAACAGAGGUACUCUGAUGGAGCUGGGUAUCUCGCCUAUUGUCACCUCAGGCCUGAUCAUGCAGUUGCUAGCUGGAGCUAAGAUCAUUGAAGUUGGAGACACACCGAAGGACAGAGCCCUCUUCAACGGAGCUCAGAAAUUGUUUGGAAUGAUCAUCACCAUUGGUCAGGCCAUCGUUUAUGUGAUGACUGGCAUGUAUGGAGAUCCGUCAGAGAUGGGUGCUGGAAUCUGUCUUCUCAUCAUCAUUCAGCUGUUUGUGGCCGGGCUGAUCGUGCUGUUGCUGGAUGAGUUGCUCCAAAAGGGCUAUGGUCUCGGUUCAGGAAUAUCACUGUUCAUUGCAACCAACAUCUGCGAGACGAUUGUCUGGAAGGCUUUCAGCCCCACGACUGUGAACACUGGCAGAGGAACGGAGUUUGAAGGAGCAAUCAUUGCUCUUUUCCAUCUGCUGGCUACCAGGACAGACAAAGUGCGUGCUCUGAGAGAGGCCUUCUACAGACAGAACCUACCAAACCUCAUGAACCUCAUCGCCACAGUAUUUGUCUUUGCUGUAGUGAUAUACUUUCAGGGAUUCAGGGUGGAUCUGCCCAUCAAGUCAGCUCGUUACCGUGGCCAGUACAACACCUACCCCAUCAAACUCUUCUACACCUCCAACAUUCCCAUCAUCCUGCAGUCUGCUUUGGUCUCCAACUUGUAUGUUAUCUCCCAGAUGCUUUCCACACGUUUCAGUGGCAAUUUCCUGGUGAAUCUGCUUGGAACUUGGUCUGACACAACAUCUGGUGGUCCAGCCCGUGCCUACCCCGUGGGUGGACUCUGUUACUACCUCUCUCCUCCUGAGUCAUUUGGGUCCGUUCUGGAUGACCCGGUCCAUGCCAUGAUCUAUAUUGUCUUCAUGCUCGGAUCAUGUGCCUUUUUCUCCAAAACCUGGAUUGAAGUCUCAGGCUCUUCUGCUAAAGAUGUGGCAAAACAGCUGAAGGAGCAGCAGAUGGUGAUGAGGGGACACAGAGAAACCUCAAUGGUCCAUGAACUGAACAGGUACAUUCCCACUGCUGCUGCUUUUGGCGGACUGUGUAUCGGUGGUUUAUCAGUGAUGGCUGACUUCCUUGGAGCCAUUGGCUCUGGCACCGGUAUCCUGCUGGCUGUUACCAUCAUCUAUCAGUACUUUGAGAUCUUUGUCAAAGAACAGAGCGAAGUAGGCAGCAUGGGGGCCCUGCUCUUCUAGAAAAGCCAACAUUCUCACCAACUUUUAUUAGGAUCACCAACCUUGCAUUUAUUUUACAUCUAUGUGUGAAGCCCCUGCAUCAUCAGCGCUCCAGUUUCAGGACGAUUGAGAAGUCUCUUCUCAGGAUUCUCAGCUGAAAUGAGGCGUUGCGAGGUGGUGGAACUACAUGUUGACAUUCAAACCGUUUGCUCCCUCCACAUAUCUUCCAAAGCAACACAGACAUUUCAGUUGUACUUGUACAUGGGAUUUUCUAACUGACUCAAGAUUAAAGCUCCCCAAGGUUCGCUUAAAGGCUUCCUUUGUGUAAGAAUGCGGGAGUUUGGUCCUUUUUCUUUCCAGACUGACAAGAGAGCGCUUCAGUAUGCAGGCAUACUCGACUUGGAUGAUGGCAGUCAACUGCCUGCUGUGUGCAUAGAAGCACUCGGCUUUCUGUUUGGUGUUAUCUUACUUUAUACAUUGUCCUUUCAGCUUUGUUUUAUUUUUCUGUUAACCUGCCAAUCUGGUGAAGGUGUGGACCAGAAGCUGAACUGUCAGACGCUGAGUCAAGUACUGUAAUUUUCCUGAUUUGUGACCCUGUGUGAUAGCUUUUAACUUAACAUCUUGUAAGAAGACGAUGUGGAGCUCAAAUUGGGGAACUGGGGCAUUCCCUGGGAGCUGCAGUAUUAACUCAUAAGUCACAUUCAUUCUUGUUGCCCGCUUCCUAAGAAUUUUUUUGUUUUGUUUGGUUUCUUUUUUAAUUGUCUGCUCUAAGCAUACUUAUAUUAAUCACUUUUUCACACCUGAUGAAUUAUGAUUUUUCUGUACAUAGGCCAUUCAUUGAAAAACUUAGAAUUUGUCUUCGGUGUAAGAUAAAGUCUUUUGAAUAUGUAAAAAAUAAAUGCAUUUCAGAACAAACGUAUAGAAAACAUUCUCAAUAAAAACCUUUUGUGGAAAAAG
This is a messenger RNA of Scomber scombrus (Atlantic mackerel), 2482 nucleotides long. RefSeq names its product SEC61 translocon subunit alpha 1a (gene sec61a1a). Gene Ontology annotation, biological process: post-translational protein targeting to membrane, translocation; SRP-dependent cotranslational protein targeting to membrane, translocation. Lineage: Eukaryota; Metazoa; Chordata; Actinopteri; Scombriformes; Scombridae. The transcript is spliced from 12 exons. Gene Ontology annotation, cellular component: membrane; Sec61 translocon complex. The record is from RefSeq and is a predicted model, not a curated record. The coding region runs from base 116 to 1546 and encodes 476 amino acids. Gene Ontology annotation, molecular function: ribosome binding; signal sequence receptor activity; transmembrane protein transporter activity.